AUGAAUCCUGUUAAUGCAACCGCUCUGUAUGUAUCUGUCAGCCGGGCCGUGCUGCAGUGCGACCCGCGGCAGCCUCACACCUUCUCAGAUAUGUACACGCUUCUGCCCUUCUUCCGACAGUCUCUUGCAUGUCUAGUCUGCGGUAAAUUGCUCCAGGAUCCAAUUUCCUCAACACACCCAGAGUGUCAGCAUAAUGUGUGCUUGGGCUGUAAAGGCCAGAAGAUGCAGAUGAGGCCAUCAUGCAGCCGCUGUAAGGACUAUACCUGCUUCAAGGAGAACAAGCAACUCUCUUUACUUGUGAAGUGUUACAGGAGGCUCUGCCUCUACGUAAUUCAUUCACCUUUGCUGCAGUCAAUCAGCAGCCACGUGGGAGGGUCCACAGAGGUUAUGGCCUUGCUAGAGGAGGUGCUAAUGUCACACAAAGAGGAUACAGAGACGGAGGACCCUUGUCGAGCACAAGAGGAUGUGAAUCUGUCUGCUCCUGAGUCCCUAACCCCCACAGAGGCACCACCUGCUCCUGCGGAGCUCUCAGCUGUUCCCCAGAGCUCCUCCUCUGACCCUCCCUGUUUCAAUGGACCACAGGAAUGCAACGGAGAAACGUUUGAGGAUCUUGAUCCCUCUUCCCCGGAGCUGGAAGUAUGUGAGCUUAUAGAGGAGCAGCAACCUACAGACCUUUCUGUAUCAGAUACUGCUUGUGGGGGUUUGGAGCUGAGUCUGACCACUGGACGUUUAGCCCCAACACCAGGCACCGUGUGCUCACUCAGGGAUGGGGAAUCUAGUAGCAGGGAGUUGGAGGAGGGGGAAGUGUUGCUCCUCAGUGUAGAGGAGGUGUUGCAGACUUUGGAUCCCCUUCAGCCAGGUCGAGACUCUCUUCAUAUGCUCCCAGAAAGGACACAUUCUCACACACACAUAGCCACGGACAGAGCACACACUCAAAUGUACAUACAUUUGGAUGCAGCCCACAACUACACUCAGAUCCAAACCGGCAGGACUAACCUACACACAUCCUCCUAUGAUCCUCCUCCAACCUCCAAGCCCCUGCCAGUCCGCCUUAACCGCAAGCGAUCUCGAUCAGAGAGUGACAGGGAAAAGGUGAAACCUCUCCCCAUCACCUCUAUCCUCCAGGGCUCCUCCUCAAAUUCACACACUCCAAACCCCUCUCACACCCUGCAUACGAAAUUACCCACACCUUCCCUAACUGUACCAGCACACACGUACUCAUCACUUCCGAAUGGGGCACUGCCCAAGCCCAACCGCCCUGCACAGAACCACAAUAAAGGGGCAAAGAAGCACGUGGACCAGAACCCUAAGAAGCCCCACGCCAAAGCCCGCAGCGGCGGAGGCUCCAAGACCAAGGACAGAAGCAAAGACCAGCGGCCGGUGUCCGGCUGCCCGGUGCCCGCAGCACCUGUCCGACCUCCGUAUAAAAAACCAGUGGAGAAGAAGGGCUGUAAAUGUGGGAGAGCCACUCAGAACCCAUCUGUGUUGACCUGCAGGGGGCAGCGUUGUCCUUGUUAUUCAAACCGCAAGGCAUGUUUGGACUGUAUCUGUCGAGGUUGCCAGAACUCCUACAUGGCCAACGGGGAAAAGAAGCUUGAGGCCUUCGCUGUGCCAGAGAAGGCCUUAGAACAGACACGGCUCACUCUUGGCAUCAAUCUGACCAGUAUCACAGCGGCUGCUGCUCUCCGUAACCCGGCAACCACCAGCAUCCGGGCUAACACUCUCCUCAACGUCGCCACAGCAACGGGGACGCCCGUAACCACGGCUUUCUUGUCCCCCAGCCCCCCACAAGAUCCCAACUAUGACGACAGCCUGGAGCUGCUGAUUGGAUGA
Menidia menidia (Atlantic silverside) is the source of this 1833-nucleotide messenger RNA. The record is from the annotation of a GenBank genome assembly. Lineage: Eukaryota; Metazoa; Chordata; Actinopteri; Atheriniformes; Atherinopsidae.